AACCGCGACAAUUCACGAACUUCACGAAUUCUUCUCUUACUGCGGGAUAUUUGAGAGAUAAGGCAUCGCAUACAUACCAGAGUCACAAAAGCAACAACAACGCGAAUCUUCGAGACGAGAAGAAGCGAAGCAAUCAUGGCUCUGAACGAUGGCAAAGGACCGCCGGAGUACUAUUACCAGAAACACUACCAGUGCGGUCACACGAUCAACAGGUUUGGAUGGUGCAACAACGAGCUGUACGACCAAUUCAAAGAAGGAUGAGCAAGCAAGCCGCCGAACUUCAGCAACUCCGUCUAAAAAGCACAGAAGACGGUGCAGAGCUCAAGAGACUCCACUAUGUACUCCAUGAUCAGACCACCAAGGUCAAUCUGCAAGUACUCGCUCGUCAGAGAAUGGAAAAAGAGAAGAGCGCUGAGAUCGAGAAGUUGAUGGCAUCACUGAAGGCGAACGAGGCAGAGGCGGAGAAACAAAAGAGCAUCGCCUACCGCCAGGAGAUGGAGCUGGGGGACCUCCGUAAGAAAGUCAAGCAGCCUGCUGCAACAAUCAAUCCAACCACGGCGAAUCUCGUCAACAAGACACUAUUUGCCGAGACUCUAUAUGGAAAAGAGGUUCUGAAAAUGGCAACCAUCGGCUUCAUCACCCCUAUUCUAUCCGGCUUCGCGAAUCUGAAGGGGGAGCUGACAGAACACAGAUGGAGCCCCUUCGUCGGCUCAUUGUUCACGGAACUACAAGAGGCGGUUCGACGGAACAGUUGGGAGGAUAUCUGCGAGAUCCGCGACCGUAUGCAAACCUUUGCGGAAGCCUUUGAUAACUAUUUCAUGGAGAAGGUGGAGAAGGCUGAGAAAGAGAUCGUCGAGCAGUGCAAGACGGGGCUCCAACACGUGUUGUCUCGAUGGUGCUCGGACAAUCGCAUUUGUUGAAUUCUGCUUCUGCAAUUUCUGGAGAAUCAAUAAGCCUGGAUGUACAUGUUGCUAGAGUUACAGACCG
Molecule: messenger RNA, 987 nt
Organism: Hyaloscypha bicolor E
Lineage: Eukaryota; Fungi; Ascomycota; Leotiomycetes; Helotiales; Hyaloscyphaceae
Exons: 3
Coding region: 219-920 (233 amino acids)
Source: RefSeq, a predicted model, not a curated record